AUGCCAUGGAAGGCUGCCGCGCCGUGGCUUGAAGCACCCAACGACGAGGAUGCUGCCAUUGAAAAUGCGACGUAUGUCGCCAAGAAGAAGCUGCUGGAGGACAUCGUAUCUCGGCGACUUGCGCCAAGCGACGGCGCGUCGUCUGUGAAGGACGAGCGCCGAUGCAACUUUGAGAUCAUCACUGUCCCAUUACGUCGGAAGAAGGUCGAGCCGAAGCCCGUGGUCGUGGCUGAAGAGCCCGACACCGACGAACUGACCGGCCACCUCGACGGAUGGGAACAUGCAUGGCGGGGCGACUUGAAGCUGCACAAGAAACGCAUCUUGCACGAGAUAUGGACCGACCCCCGCGAUCCCGCCAUGGGACGCAUGUUGGCGCUGCAAAACAUCACCCAAGUCCACGGCCAAAAGCUGCUCGAGAAGAUCCAUGCCGCCAUGGACGCGAUCGGAGACGCGCUCUUCACGACCAUGCGCGCCACGUACGUGAAAACGUACCAGAAUGGCAUGUUCACGACCGACCAAACCAUCACGCGGUUGCUCUCGUCGUUCAAAAUUGAAAUCCGAACUGCCUUGACCGCCGACGCAGUGCGCCAAAAGGGUUUCCAUACGUGA
Aphanomyces astaci is the source of this 609-nucleotide messenger RNA. RefSeq lists its product as hypothetical. The transcript has 4 exons. NCBI's taxonomy places the organism in Eukaryota, Oomycota, Saprolegniomycetes, Saprolegniales, Verrucalvaceae. The record is from RefSeq and is a predicted model, not a curated record. The coding region runs from base 1 to 609 and encodes 202 amino acids.